Molecule: messenger RNA, 900 nt
Organism: Larimichthys crocea (large yellow croaker)
Lineage: Eukaryota; Metazoa; Chordata; Actinopteri; Sciaenidae
Product: potassium channel subfamily K member 3
Exons: 3
Coding region: 1-900 (299 amino acids)
Biological process (GO): potassium ion transmembrane transport; stabilization of membrane potential
Cellular component (GO): plasma membrane
Molecular function (GO): outward rectifier potassium channel activity; potassium ion leak channel activity
Source: RefSeq, a predicted model, not a curated record
AUGAAGGCGCACAACAUCAGGACCCUCUGUCUCAUCAUCUCCAUCGUUUUCUACCUGCUCAUUGGAGCCGCCGUCUUCGACGCACUCGAGUCGGACAGCGAGAGUUCAAAGAAGAAGGCACUGGAGCUGAGGCUGAACGAGCUGAAGAAGAAGUACGGCUUCACCGAGGAUGACUACAGGGAGGUGGAGAGGGUGGUCCUCCAGUCAGAGCCGCACCAAGCUGGGAGGCAGUGGAAGUUCGCCGGCUCUUUUUACUUUGCAAUCACUGUUAUCACCACGAUUGGUUAUGGACAUGCUGCUCCACGCACUGAUGCUGGCAAGACCUUCUGUAUGUUUUACGCUGUCUUGGGCAUUCCUCUGACACUGGUCAUGUUCCAGAGCCUGGGCGAAAGGAUCAACACAUUUGUCCGCUACCUCCUACGCAGAGCCAAGCAAGGCCUGGGUUUACGGAAGACUGAGGUGUCCAUGGGGAACAUGGUCCUGGUGGGUCUGUUGUCAUGCAUGAGCACUUUGUGUAUCGGAGCUGCGGCCUUCUCCCACUUUGAGGACUGGACCUUCUUUAAUGCCAUGGAGGCGGGAACAAGCUGUAUGAAUCUCCUCCCCUCUCCUGUAGAGGAGUGCAGACAAGUUUUAUCUGAGCACUCGAAGCUCCCUGAACCCAGCAGACUCAGGGCUUUGUUCUCCUGCAUGUGCUGUGGCCUGGACACUGACGGCAGCUCCUCUUCACCUGACCAUGAUGAGAUGGGUGGCCACAGCAACCCUGUCUUUUACAACUCCAUCUCCUAUAGGGUGGACCACAGCUCGUGCAGCUCCUGCACUGCAUCGUCACAGACCUCCCCCAGCAGUCCAGCUCUCUGUCUGGGCAAGAACCAUCCUCACACCAGGAGGAAGUCUUUAUAA